Molecule: messenger RNA, 1943 nt
Organism: Ictalurus punctatus (channel catfish)
Lineage: Eukaryota; Metazoa; Chordata; Actinopteri; Siluriformes; Ictaluridae
Gene: nkain2
Product: sodium/potassium transporting ATPase interacting 2
Exons: 8
Coding region: 1034-1660 (208 amino acids)
Biological process (GO): regulation of sodium ion transport
Source: RefSeq, a predicted model, not a curated record
GAGGGAAAGAGUGAAAUAAGGCGAGAGAGAGAGAGAGAGAUAAGGCAAGAGAGAGAGAGUGGGAGAGAGGGAGAGGGAGGGAGAGAGAGGGAGGAGAGAGAGAGGGAGAGAGAGAGAGAGUGAGAUAAGGCGAGAGACACAGAGAGAGAGAGAGAUAAGGCAAGAGCGAGGGGGAGAGAGAGUGGGAGAGAGGGAGUGAGAGAGAGUGAGGGAGAGAGAGGGAGAGAGAGAGAGAGAUAAGGCGAGAGAUAGAGAGAGAGAGAGAGAGAGAGAGAGAGAGAGACCCGUCGCGCGCCCGGGUUCCUUCAAUCUGGAGCGUCAGAUGGCAGCGCUGCAUCUUUCAUCCCCAGGUUUUUCUAACCGGUUUGGGCGCGCGACUUUUCUUUCUUUCUUUCUCUUUCUUUCUUUUCUUUCUUUUCUAAAUCCCGUCAGUUUACACAGAGACUCGGGAGCGAUUCCUGAUUGCCAAGCAUGCACAGCGUGUUAAAGCCGCGCACUCCUACACCCCGUCCAGCUUCCUCUCCUCGCGCGCGGAUAAAUGAAUUUCCUCCUGUUCCCGUCCCGUGCUCCGGGAUAUAAAAUCUGACAAGUUGGACUGGACUCCAUUCUGUUGCAGGGUUUGGAAGAGGUUGAAGGGGAUCACUGCGUGCAUGCGUGCUGUUUUAGUCUCUGGGAGGAGCGAUGCGCGCUGCUCGGUCUCCCUGACCCCCCACUCGAGCGCUUUGUCUCGUGGAGGAGGCGAAACGGCGCGAGCGUUAUGUUGGUUUCUUUUCCCUGUGUAUUAUUUGCUGCGCAGAACAAUCUGACCAACUCGGAAACAUUGUUACAGAACUGACCUGCCGUCCUGUGUAGGAGAAUAACAUUGCCAUUUCGGAGCGCGUGAACAAACGGACUUUAUAAAGGCAUGACACCAGGAGGAGUGAGAGAUUAAAUUGUUCACGUUGCCUCGGGUCAGCCCGGUGAUUUUGGAGGGAUUUUGCUGGGAGUUUGAGUGGCGCACGUGCAGCGGGGCAGCCCGGAGUUCCGGAGCAUCAUGGGCUGCUGCAGUGGUCGCUGUACACUGGCCUUCAUCUGCGGCAUGCAGCUGAUUAGCAUUUUGGAAAGACAAAUAUUUGACUUUCUUGGUUACCAGUGGGCGCCGAUCCUCACGAACUUCAUCCACAUCAUCACAGUGAUUCUGGGCCUGUUUGGGACGGUGCAGUUCAGGCCGCGAUACGUCACUGGGUAUGCAGUCUGGCUGGUGCUCUGGGUCACCUGGAACGUCUUUGUCAUCUGCUUCUACCUGGAAGUGGGUGACCUUUCCAAGGACACAGACCUGAUCAUGACCUUUAACAUUUCCAUGCAUCGCUCAUGGUGGAUGGAGAACGGUCCUGGGUGCAGGGUGACCCCUGUGAGCCCUCCGCCCUCCUGGGCUCCUGAAGACCACCGCUACAUCAGCAUAGCUGGCUGCGUUCUGGAGUACCAGUAUGUGGAGGUGGCCCACAGUUCCCUGCAGAUCAUCCUGGCUCUGGCUGGGUUCAUCUACGCCUGUUACGUGGUGAAACUCAUUUCAGAAGAGGAAGACAGCUUCGACUUUAUAGGUGGCUUCGACUCCUACGGGUACCAAGGACCACAGAAGACAUCUCAUUUGCAACUACAACCAAUGUAUAUGUCAAAAUAACAAGGACAAACUGCCUUAUGAACCAAUCAAACGAUGAACUGCUGUCUCAACCUUUCGUCUUUUUACGUAAAUGUCUUAAUAUGAUAGUGUCUUAAGAACCAUUGGAGGAACCAAGAUGUGGCACUUUAACCAGUCAACAACUGGAGAAAACUAGAGCCAAGGCACUGGAUUUUCUGCCUUUCUCAGUCUGGUGCUUGGUGUCUGGCUGGUUUAAGCAGGAGUAAGAGCGCCAUCCCGUGGCCAAGACGCUCUCUUCUUCCUCUGACGGCGGAAAUACAGCACA